GCGGGCGGCGGAGAACGCGAGUGCGGAGUCGGGGGAGUGCGCGGAGCGCGAUGUGGUAACCGCCUGCGCGUGGAAGAGACAUCAUGCGGCUGACGUUGGCCGCGAUCUUGCUAUGCCUGUGUGGCGGAGCGCAGACGCUGCACAAGGCGGCGCCGGCCAAAUUUACGAUGGAGGAGCUCCUGGAGAUGACGGUCCCGCGCCGCAUCUCGCAGAACAUCGAUGCCGACCCCUGCAAAGGAACGAAGGUGGACGGCGACAUAGUGCUGCCAAACGAGCAGAACCAGAUGGAGCUGGAGCAGCAGAGACUGGAUGACGAGCUCAAGGUGGAGGAAGACGCCAGUGCCGCGCAUGACGUCACUGAAGCGUCGCGGACGGACAUAAGUGACGUCACAGUGUCCUCCGAGCUCGCGGGAGGUGAUCUCACUUUGGCCCCAAACGCGGGGCGGGGAGAGUGUGUGAAGUGCGGUCGUGGAUGCCUGUACCGACAGCGCAAGCGCAGGAAGUGUGUGCACAGGCAACGGAACCGGAAGAGGAGGCGAAACAGGGGAAGGAAGAGGAGGAAGCGCAAGAGGAAGAACGGUGGUAGGCGGCGAGUGCUGCGGAUGAAGUUCAAGAAGAAGUGGCAGUACAGGCAUACGGAGGGAGCGGCCGGACGCCGGGCGGGAGCGCGUGGUGCGCCUGCCGCACGACCCGGACCACAGCCGGCAGCGGCGCGCCGCCACCGCUCGCCUGGACCGCAUCUGGGCCCACGGCGUCAUCCCCUACCACAUCGACGACGAGUUCAGCGCUGAACACAAGGCGCUCUUCAAGCAGGCGAUGCGACACUGGGAAAACUCGACCUGCAUCAAGUUCGUGGAGCGCGAGCCGGCGCUGCAUCCCGACUGGAUUGUGUUCGCCGUGCGUGAGUGCGGGUGCUGUUCGUUCGUCGGUCGGAGAGGAAACGGAGAGCAAGCCAUUUCCAUCGGCAAGAACUGCGACAAGUUCGGCAUCGUGGUGCACGAGCUGGGUCACGUGGUCGGCUUUUGGCACGAGCACACGCGUCCCGACCGCGACAAGCACGUGGAGAUCUUCACUGAGAACAUUAUGGAGGGACACUUCUGUGAGUGGCGGAUCACCGCCACGCAUGGCGAGCGAAUUGUCCUCAACGUCUCCAGUCUGGAUAUCCACAGCAGCGACGGCUGUGUCACCGACUACCUAGAGGUCCGCGAUGGAUACUGGCAUCACAGCGCUCUGUUAGGGCGGUACUGUGGUUCUGGCAUGCUGCCAGAUCUUGUCGUGUCGACGGGGCGCCGCCUGCUGGUGACUUACAGAAUCACUGAGUUGUCUGCCGAACGCGAGGGAUUUACAGCCAACUACACGGCGGUGUGCGGCGGGGAAAUGAAGAUGAGUGACGGGGUGCUUGAGUCUCCCAACUACCCCGAGUACUACCGACCCAGCAAGGACUGCAUCUGGAAGAUUACCGUCGAAGAGGGCCACAAGAUCGCUUUCGAAUUCACCGCAUUUGAGGUGGAAAACCACGACAACUGCUUCUAUGACUACGUGGAAGUCAGGAACGGGCCCACUGAUGACUCGCCCCUGAUCGGGAAGUACUGCGGGUACCAGCUGCCGGAGCCGCUAACGAGCUCGAGUAACAACCUCUGGGUCAGGUUCGUGUCGGACGGCAGCGUCGAGAAGCCCGGCUUCUCGGCCACGUUCAUGACGGAGCUGGACGAGUGCUCCGGCGAUGCUCACGGCUGUGAGCACAGCUGUAUCAACACGCGCGGCAGCUUCAAGUGCGCGUGUCGUAUUGGCUAUGAGCUGCACUCCGACGGCAAACGCUGCGAAGAGGCGUGCGGCGGCACGAUCGAGGCGGAGAACGGCACGGUGACCUCACCGUCCUUCCCGGAGCUGUACCCGCGCAACAAGCGCUGCAUCUGGGAGGUGCUGGCGCCGCCCCGACACCGUAUCACCCUCAACCUCACCCACUUCGACCUCGAGGGCAGCAACCAAGACUGUGACUACGACCGGCUGGAGCUGCUGAGCGUGAUGCCGGGCGAUGAGCUGCGCUCGCAUGGCACCUUCUGCGGCGGCAGCCCGCCGCCUGCCGUCACCUCCGAGAGCAACAAGCUACGCAUCACCUUCUUCUCCGACAACUCGGUGGAGAAGACGGGCUUCGCCGGCUUCUUCUUCACAGACAAGGACGAGUGUUCGACCGACAACGGAGGCUGUCACCAUCGCUGCGUCAACACCGUGGGCAGCUACAUCUGCCUCUGCGACAACGGCUUCACCCUACACGAGAACGGCCACGACUGCAAGGAGGGAGGGUGCAAACAUGAAAUCGAAGCGCCGUUUGGAGAGGUGUCCAGCCCCAACUAUCCGGCGGCGUACCCCGGCAAGAAGGAUUGCGUCUGGCAUUUCAGCACCACGCCCGGGCACCGGAUCAAACUGGUGUUCAACGAGUUUGACCUGGAGCACCACCAAGAGUGCACGUACGACCACAUAUCAGUGUACGACGGCGACUCCGCCGAUCACGUGCUGCUGGGCAAUUUCUGCGGUGCCAAGGCGCCCCACCCCAUCACGGCGUCAAGGAACGAGAUGUACAUGACCUUCACCUCCGACGGCAGCGUACAGCGCAAGGGGUUCAUCGGCGCGCACAGCACAGUGUGCGGAGGCUACCUGUACGCCGAGUGGGAAGUGCAGCAUCUCUACUCCCACGCUAAGUACGGCGACGAGAACUACGACAACCGAGCUGAGUGCGACUGGACCAUCGAGGCGCCGGUGGGCUACAACGUCCGGCUGAGGUUUUUAACGUUCGAGUUGGAGGACGAGCAGGACUGCGGCUACGAUGGCGUUGAGGUGCUGGACGGCUUCGACGAGACCGCGCACGUGCCCCACAAGUACUGCGGCAACCAGGUGCCGCCACCUAUCGUCUCCACACGGGAGGUGCUGCGCGUCCUGUUCAAGUCGGACGACACCAUCAACUCCAAGGGCUUUUCGGCAGCCUAUGAAAUUGUUGACAGCAACGCCAUCGAAGACAUUGAAGCGAGCAAGAAGCAUUGAACUCAGCGGCCAUCUGUCGUCUGGAACGCUGCGUUCAGAGCCAAGAUGGCGGUCCUGGUGAUCACUGCAUUGUGAUGGGUUCCAGUGUUACCGGGUUCACUCGACGACGCUAAGUUUAUGAGUGCUACGUAGUGCGCUCCACGCUCUUGGGAGUGCCGGUGCUGAGAACUCUGUACACUGAUGAGUGUCUGUGCUGUUGGGUGCACUGUGGGCUGGAGCGACGCUAAUGCCGUCGAGCGCUUUCCCCAGCCAGAUGCGGACGGCGAGCCCACCCCGCCUCUAACAGGUGUCACCACUGCCUCAAUGUGCAAUGGGGACUGCCGUCUUGUGGAUUCCUUACCGAUGUUUUACUCGCAGUGGACUGAUUUCAAGCUUAUUGGACGAGGUGAAGAUAAUAAGCCGUUAGAUGGUUGUUCCAUGUAUUUAAGUUCCAUUUGUUUACCUGUAAAUGACCCACUCGCCGGUGUACUAUGACAAACGAUGCUGCUCACUAUCAGACAGUGUUAGUAUUUUCAUAUGUUUUGCAUGGCUUGUACCCUGGUCUUGCCUCUCAUUCCACGUUGAGGGUCUCUGGUGCUAUCCGCGUCCAACCAACCACAAAGCCCAGUAAAAGCAACGAUUUGGCAUCCCCUGCGUACCAGAUGGUUUUAAGAAUGGUGUCAAGGCGGAAAAUGCUUCAGAAGUUGUCGGCUCUUUCCUGCUCCCAUCAUUGUUUGACUAUUCACGCGUAGCAAACACGAUAGCAAGAGACUUCCCUGCCAUCUAACAUAUGCGUUUGAUGGUCUUAUUCCACUAUCUGUCGACCAUAGCAAUGCAAAGUGCUGAGAGUUUUGUCACCAGGAGUGUCUCUGAUAAGCGUGUUUCGAGGAUUAUUUCACCCCUUCACCUGACAGUUUUACAGCAGUUUCAGAACCCUACAGGACUGACGCAUUAAAUACGAUUGGUUUGACCAGUAAUGCGUGCAAGGUUGAUGCUUGGAGUCCGACGUCAUUAACAAGUAGCAGUGCCAAACCACUUCUAAGCCGUGUGUGUAGGGUAGGUGACCCUUGGCUAUGGCGCAGUGACGCUCCCCGUGUAUUUGUUCACUUGUCUCACGUGCCAGAUGUGAAUGACCCUGGCUAGCCAGAGCUGUGCCAAACGCCGAGUGUCUGUGGCGGCGCGACUCUCGAAAUAGUGUGUUCACACGAGCUAGGACUAGCGAUAAAUGUAUUAUGCUAUUGUAUUUAGUAUUAAUAUUUCCCCGAUUGUGUGCUGUGGCUGCGGCUCCAGUCAAGAGACCACCACCCGCGACCGUCGUAUUCCAGUUUCUCAGUUCAAAAGAACGGACAGGUGACGCGCUGGCGGCAGAAGUUUAGUGAGUCGCCGCCCUGCUCGCCGUUAGUGAGUUAAUGAACGCGUGCUCUCCUUAAAACUCGCCCGCGGCUGUCUCCUCGACGUGGCUUUUUGCGUUAUCACAGUGAGUUUAUGAACGCGCUCUCCCGUUCAAGCUCGCCUGCGGUUGUCACUCAGACGUGAUCUUCCUGACGUUAUCACAGCGAGUUUAUGAACGCGUGCUCACCUUCAAACUCGCUUGCGGUUGUUCCUUAGACGUGGUCUUUCUGGCGUUAUCACACCAGGCAGCGGAGUGCUGGCCGUCGCCCGUUCGCUGUAUGUGUGUCUGCGUGUCAACAGGGCAGUCGAGCCAACUGAUGGGUGUGACGUCAGAGCCCUCUGUGGUGCGCCAGAACCAUGCCCGGUGCGUCGGAUAUGCCACCGGCGCCGGCCACUCCCACCACACAGUGUGCGUCGUAUUUGUACUUAAUUGCUGGAUUUUUCGAGCGGCUGAUAGACGCCCUGCAGCGCGGCGGUGACACCAGUCAAGUGUGGCAGAGGUUUUAGAUCACUAAUACAAUUUACACUG
Messenger RNA from Pollicipes pollicipes, 4939 nucleotides. Its product is annotated as tolloid-like protein 2. Lineage: Eukaryota; Metazoa; Arthropoda; Thecostraca; Pollicipedomorpha; Pollicipedidae. Gene Ontology annotation, biological process: proteolysis. Gene Ontology annotation, molecular function: zinc ion binding; calcium ion binding; metalloendopeptidase activity. The record is from RefSeq and is a predicted model, not a curated record.